AUGAAAAGUUUCACACCUGUCCCGAUGAUUCCUAUAUCAGGGUUUAAAUACCAAAAACAAACUCUCCUCUCUCGAUUUCCAAGGCUUCGUAAAACAAAAUACGAAUCAGAGAAGAAAAGCUCAUUGUCAAAUUCGACUGUUUUAAAUGUCCUUCGAAAAUGCAUAUAUCGAACAAUUUUUAGAAAGUUUCGGCUACUAAUAAAAAGCUUUUGCACUACAAUGAACUCAUUUUUGCUUCAGUACAUAAGUCCUAGGCUUUCUAAGUUGGUUAGAGGUCGAACAAAUAAUGUGGAAGUUAUGUUCAGGCUAUCUGGCAAGACAUGGCCUCCUAUGAUUGUGUAUAGUGCUAAAAUCACCAAUAUCAAACUUAUUGGAUUUGAUCCUGAAGAAAGCGAAACGAAAAGAAAUUCUUGGAGAAUGCUAUUUACAGACGCACCUUUAAAUGAGGAAACUAAAGCUUAGGACUUGUUAUAGCUUGCUCCAAGCUGUGAAUUAAAAGAUAAAAGUUAAGGGUAGCUUGCCAACUUACUUACUGAAUUUGUUUGGAGAAGAUAUUGCCCAGUCAACCUCACAAGUUAUAAAGGUAUCCUUAACUAAGAGAGAGCUUUAAGUGGUCUAGAGCUAUAUAGAAACGCCCUCAAGUAGAUAUGGCAGGUAUUCUCCAGCUUUGGUGCAUCCAUCACUUCCGUAUCAUCACCGAGGAAUCAGAGGGCGCAAAAGUGAUAGAUUAUAUUAGAUUGAAUAGGUCUUCGGGGUUUACUUCAGCUCCUCUCCGCCUUUGUCGACUUCAGGCUCCUCAUCCUAAGCAUCGGUCUGCAUUAACGCCCUUUUCUGUUCGACGUCCCCAUCUCUCGGGGAGACAUCACCCAGGGAUUUGCUUGGAUGACUCCUAGUGGUCGGCAUGAUCUAUCCGGCGAUGUUAGGUAAGACAGGACCUUGAAUCUUCCUUCUGGUCCCCAUUAUUCUCCGUAUCCAGAAGUGUGGAGUUAUCAUAUGGAUUCUAUGAUACGGGCAGAAACCCUGUUGUGAUGUCCCGGCCAGGGACAAAAACCUACCAGGACACAAAAUUCUAAGCCCCAGCCCUCUUAAACUCAAAAACCCCGAGGGUAUGGAAGAAGGAAGGGUUGGGUAAGCUGCCAUUUUAUUUGUGUAAAAGGAUAGAAGAUCAGGAGAUUUAGAAGCUUCAUAUCAUUUAAAUAAGCCAAGUCUCAUAAAAGAUCAUAGCUUUUCGAAACCCUUCCCGGCCUUCAAAAGAAGUGCAUCUUCCCAAAAAUCCCUCUACAGAAAAAACUGGGAAAAAAUCGGAACAAUAAAAAUUCAAUGACAAAAUUUAAAUAAAAGCAAUAUACAUUAG
Molecule: messenger RNA, 1354 nt
Organism: Blepharisma stoltei
Lineage: Eukaryota; Ciliophora; Heterotrichea; Heterotrichida; Blepharismidae
Source: the annotation of a GenBank genome assembly